UACGAGUUCGACUGAUACGAAGAUCGACAUCCUCAUCGGUAACAUGGAGUCCAUGUCGCAACUAGUUGCCAACCAGUCGACGGACAUGGGCACCAUCAAGGAUGCCUGCAAAGCAUCCAUGGAUCGCUGUGCCACGCUCGCCGACCAGAUGACGAUGAUGAGCCGAGAGUACCAAUCGCGCCAUCAGGAGUUGCAGGAGUCGGUGAACGCCUCAUUGAAUGCGCUUGACUAUCGGAUGGGCAUCCUCGAGCAGGGAGGCGUCGACGUGGCCAUGAUAGGCACCGACCCCGCGCUGCAGGCCAAGGUUGCUGCGAUCGCGGGCUCAUUGGCUGAACUCUUGGACCGGCAGCGCACCUCCGAGAAGCACAUCGCCGACAUCCA
Messenger RNA from Prorocentrum cordatum, 381 nucleotides. The record is from the annotation of a GenBank genome assembly. NCBI's taxonomy places the organism in Eukaryota, Dinophyceae, Prorocentrales, Prorocentraceae.